Cyphellophora europaea CBS 101466 is the source of this 999-nucleotide messenger RNA. RefSeq lists its product as uncharacterized. The record is from RefSeq and is a predicted model, not a curated record. Bases 1 to 999 code for a protein of 332 amino acids. The transcript has 2 exons. Gene Ontology annotation, molecular function: nitronate monooxygenase activity. NCBI's taxonomy places the organism in Eukaryota, Fungi, Ascomycota, Eurotiomycetes, Chaetothyriales, Cyphellophoraceae.
AUGCCUUUUAAUACAGAGCUGACCCGCCGGUUGGGGAUCAAGAUCCCCGUCGUGCAGGGAGGAAUGCAAUGGGUUGGCUAUGCGGAGCUCGCCUCUGCUGUGUCCAACGCUGGUGGUCUCGGUAUACUUACUGCACUUACACAACCUACUCCAGAAGACCUGCGUAAAGAGAUCCGAAGAUGCAGAUCUAUGACCGAGAAUCCGUUCGGUGUCAAUAUCACGCUUCUGCCGACCAUGAACGCUCCUCCCUACGCCGAAUAUGCUCAAGUUGUAAUUGAUGAAGGCAUUAAGAUUGUUGAGACUGCUGGCAACUCUCCCGGUCCAGUGAUCAAACAACUCAAGGCGGCUGGCUGCAUUAUCCUGCACAAAUGCACAACCAUCAGACAUGCUCAGUCAGCGGUGAAACUGGGUGUUGACUUUCUCAGUAUUGAUGGGUUCGAAUGCGCAGGCCAUGUUGGCGAGCACGAUAUUACGAAUUUCAUUCUGCUCUCACGGGCACGGCAAUCACUAGGCGUCCCCUUCAUUGCCUCCGGGGGCUUCGCAGAUGGACAGGGUCUCGCUGCGGCAAUUGCACUCGGCGCAGAAGGUAUCAAUAUGGGAACCAGAUUCAUGUGCACCGUCGAGGCACCUAUUCACCAAAAGAUCAAGCAAGCCAUUGUCGAUGCGCAAGAAACAGACACGGAGCUUGUGCUUAGAAGAUGGAAGAACACCUCGCGAUUGUUCAAGAACAAGGUCACCGAGGAGGCGGUCAAGAUCGAGAAGGAGAGCACAACCGGCAAGUUCGAGGAAGUCGGCCCGCUAGUAUCUGGAAAGCGUGGUCGGGAGGUCUUCCUCAAUGGUGACAAGGACUUCGGCGUCUGGACCGCCGGCCAAGUCAUUGGGCUGAUUCACGAUGUUCCCACUUGCGAUGUGCUUUUGAAGAGAAUUGAGCAGGAAGCGGUAGAGGCUCUGGAUAAAUCGAGGAAGUUGUAUGAAGGCCAGCUCCAGGCAAAGCUUUAG